CUUUUACUUAACUUUAAAAAUAUGUGCAAAUGACAAGCACAACCCGGUGUCGUAUUGAAGGCAUCGACAUCAUACCAUUUUCUUUUAGCCACAGCGAAAAAGCUGGCAACAAAUUGGCCGUAAUGCAAGCAGCAACCAAACCAGCAAGCAGCUGAAGUCAGUCAGCAGCAAGAGCUCACACGAAAUUUUAGUUUAUUUCCAGUCGUUGCCUCAUAAAUAUUGAGCGGAAAAUUUGUAAUUGUGAAAGACACGUGUGGUCGGACGCAAGUGGAAAGUGAAUGAGAAAAACUUCAAAAAAGUCAACAACGCGGCAUUUGUGAAUACGUUUGAUGCACGCAACUAAAGAUUUAAGGUAAAACGUGAAAUAACGUCUAUGCAGUAAUUACUAUGCGCUAACACGAAUACUUUUCGGUGUGAAAAAGUGAAGAGAAAAUAAAAAAAAAUAGUCUAAAUAAUUAGUUUAAUAGUGUAUGGAUUGGUAGAGUGCCGUAUACGCCACAAUUACAUUUGGGCGAAAUUUUCUUUUAUUACAUUGUAGCGAACGAGAGCAAUAGUGAGUCGGGAUUUCCGCGGUACACUUUGGAUAUCGAUACAUUUCUUUCGCACAGUUUGUGGCGCGUUAAACGUUUGCGAAAGCACGGGCGUUGUGCUGUGCUAGAAAGAGAAAAAUUAUUGAACAGCACAGAGCACUUAUGCAAUGAGAGACUUUUCAUGAAUUUAGAGGCAAAAGUUUUUGUGUCAGUUUAAUAUAUGCAAAUUGUUCAAGCAUUUGGCCUAAAGUGCUUUUGUUGUACGCCAUAUAAAACGUAAUUGAGAAGCGGUGCAAAGAUACUUUUGAAAGCCAUCAAAGCCUACUAAACGAUGCUGUUGGUUGUUUAAUUUUGGAUUUAAUUUGUAAUUUGACCUUCGCUAAUGCCCAGCAGUGAAUCCUGGGCUCUGGGCAGCACGUGAAGGAAGUAAAAGGUGCUAGCAAGGAAAGGUGUUUUGUGCUUUUGUUGUAAAAGUGUUGGGUAUGAGUGCGCAGAGACUUGAAGAUUUUGUACUAUAACACCGUACGGUCCACCCACUCGUUGGCAGAUGAAAUAAGCGGAAAGCGGCGGCUUUUAAAAGCUAAGCGGCGCAAAGUAAUCACAAAAUCACUGCGGCUGUAGAUACAGCAAGAGAGAGCUACGGCAUACCGCACAGUCUACAUUUUGUCCAUAAUCACUGUGGACGACGGAAGCGGAAGCUGAUUUCAAGCGAAAGAAACGUAGUCAUCUAACGGAAGUUACAGCAAAAGAAGAAAAGACAAGAAAAAUAAACAGUGUAGUGAGUGAGUAAAAAAUACAGAAGACGACCAGUAGCUUUACAAUUUGAAAAACAAGUGAACAAUUCUUAAGCUGAUUUUUUAGCAUUAAAACUGGCGUAAGCUAGCACGCCCAAAAGUAGGCAACAAAUGCAUAGCAACCCAAGUGCCGAACGAGCAACGUUGAUGUGUAAUAAAGUGUAUGCCAUUCUAGCGUGAAAUUUAAUUAAAAUGCAAAUAACACAAAAGUGAAGUGAAGCGCAGCGAAAGAAGAGAUAAAGAGAAGAAAGAGGAAGUUUAAAAAUUGAAGAAUAAAUAAAGUGACUUAAAAGUGUGCAUCGGGCGCCUAAGUAGCCUGACAAGCAAGCAGCAGGCGGUGAACGGCAAGACUCUUCAAGUGUACUAUUGUGAAUUGAAGUCGACGCUUGAUUACUAAAGCGUGACCUAAAAAAUUUGAAAAAAAAAACCAAAAAAUAAAAAACAAAGCAACCAAACGCAACUGAUAACUGAGUGAAGAGAAUUGGCGAAGCGCAAAGUUUAGUCGUUUAAGCGGACGCAAGCGACAACACACCGACAUUCCAACGGUCAAUGUAAUUGAAUCAAAACGUCAAUGACAAGUGCACAGUUGCGCUACAAAAAAGUGAAGAAGAAGAAAAAGUAAAAAAAAAAACUGUUUAGGAACGGCCGACGAAAAGCUGAGUGUAGCAACAAAAGUUGAGCAAAGUGAAAAAGUGUAGAAAAAGUGCCUAAAACUUGACUACAAAAAUGUGACGUUUUGGGAGCAUAUAAAACCUGUAAAAAAUAAAACUAAAAGAAAGGAAAAACAAACAAUUAAGUUUUAUGUUUAAUAGUCGUCAUUCUACUUAAGCAUAGCAGUUCUGGCAAUUUACCCGUACAACAACUUUGCGCAAAGCGAAGUGAAUUUGCAAAUUAAAUAUUGAGUCCGGAAGUAUGCAGUGAAGAGCACCGUAACAAGUGAAAAAAGACACAAGCAACAAAAACAGUUUCUGAAAGUGAAUUCAAUCUGAACUAUGGAAACGCGCAGCAAGGACGCUUGUCAAACGGCUGCUGCCGAUUCCACAACAGCAAUUAGUGUGUUGUCUGCAAGUCAGAACAGUGAAAAUUGUAGUGCCAACUCUAUUGGUAUACAACAACCACAACAACAACAACAACGACAACAAACCGGCGUCAUCAAUGCGCCACCACCGCCACAGCAACAACAACAGGUGAGCAGCACAAGCAGUGCGCCGAAAACUAACUCGCCGACGCCAACAAACAGUGGCCCCAACAACAACAACAGCAGCAGCAAUAAUAACAAUAACAAUGCAACAAAUAAGACCAAAUCACAACAACAGCAACAGCAAUAUCAUCAAUUUCGUGCACCACAACAAUUUGUGCGCCAUCGUCGCGCCACCAUCCCCGUUACGUUGGUCAAUAAAAAAGGCAAAACAUGGAAUAAGCGUCAACAGCGUGGCGCGAAGCAGCUACAACAACAACUGCAACAGCAAAUGCUACAAAGUGGCAAUGCCGUCAUUGGCGUUGGAGAUGGGAUAUCGGUAGCGACUGGGGCGAGCGCCACUAGCAAGGCUGACCUCGAGAAUAUACAGAAUUUUAAGAAUCAACUUGGCGGCCAUCAUUAUUAUCAGCAUGGGGGUGGAGGUGGUGGUGGUGUCGGGGCUGGCGGAGGAGGAGGGCAUCGCGGCAUAGUUGGCGUGAACCCUGCCGGUGGCGGCAGUGGCGGGGGCGGGACUGGAACUGGUGCAUCGGGCAAUGGCUUACCUCCGGCCGCAUUAGCCAACCUAGAGAAACUGGGUUAUGGCCAUGGUCAUGUAAAAAUGCACAAAAAGCUGUUGGUUCAUAGGGGUCCGGGCAACCAUCAUCAUCACGUGCUUUGCGCCGGCUCGGCACAUAACACCAUCGGCGGCAAUGCAAACUCGAAUUGUUGUCUUGUGAAUGGCUGCAAUGGUGGCGGUGGUGGUCACCCUAAUGGAAAGGACACUGCGAACGGCAGCACAAAUAGCUCACAGUCUGGCAACACCGCCAACUCACUCCACUAUUGCUGUUCCAGAUCUAAAUUUUUUUUGCCAGAUAAACGCACUCGAAAGGAGGUCAUCAUACCGCCUACUAAAUUCUUACUUGGCGGCAAUAUUUCUGAUCCGCUGAACUUGAAUUCGCUACAAAACGAGAAUUCGAAUGCUUCGUCGAACAGCAAUACGCCAGCGACCACACCACGUCAGUCGCCGAUUACCACACCACCCAAAGUGGAGGUAAUCAUACCGCCCAACAUACAUGAUCCCCUGCAUUUGCUCGAUCCUGUCGAUUCCAUGGAGUAUGAGAAGCAGCUGACAUCACCAAUGAAGCGGAGCGGCCAACGUGGCGGGCACGCACAUCACCACAGCGCCAAACAUCGUCAUCGCAAGAAUCGCAAGAGCAAGCGACGCCGUCAUGAUUCAUAUCAAUCAUCCGUGGGCAGCGCGUCCAUUGGCGAUAGCGACAUGUCCGCGCUAGCCAACAGUACACUAACCACUGAUGCGGGCAGUAUUAAUUUAACUUCACUUUCAUUGUCCACAACGCUUUCGGUCGCUUCAUUAUUGGACAGUAGUGCCAAUUCCAGUGGGACAGUAGGGGAUGGUGUGAAGAGCAACUUGAACACCGAAGCUCAGUUGGUGAGCACGUGCGAGAAUGCGCCAGCUGAGUACCGUCAACAGCUGGAAGAGCGCGAAGAGAGCAAGUCGUUGGACUCAGCUGCAGUUGACAUGGCAUGCGUAGCUGAGGAACGCUUGGGCCAACGGAACAGUAAAAGCACAUCGCCAAUAAAACAGUUCGCCAACGUGGUAAACUCAACAUUCUCUGGCGCGUCUUUGGGUGCGGGCGAAGCGGUGCCAAGCAGUGGUGUGGGAGUGCUGGCAGCAAGUAUGGCCGCUGUUGCGACAACAGGGAGCGUUGUCACGGGGGCAGUGUGCGGCAGUGCGGGCGGCGCAGAGGCUCUCGCUAGCGCUAGUGCUGGUGGUUUGUUUUUGCCGCGCGAACGCGCCAAUCGAGAUUUGCGUUUGGAAUUGAAUGCGACAACGUUGUCGUCGUUGAGCGGCAGCACGUGCGGCAGCGGAAUAGGCAUUGGUGGCGGAAGGAAACGCAAGAUAAGCGAGAGCAAUAACUCGCAGAAAAACAAGAAAUUCCAUCGCGAUGCCAUGGAUAAGAUCGUCAGUCCGGUGGUGCCACAACCCGGUGCCUGGAAGCGACCGCCACGUCUUGCAGCCACAGGCGCACGAAAGCCCACGCGGCGCUCCACAUCAAUUAGCGAAACGGACGUGCUGAGUCCAGCAGACGAGGUCGCCAAGCCGCUGAUGAACGAAGCCGACUUAUUGCGCGUCGAAACGCCUGACUUCAGCAAGCUGGAAACAAUUUCGGAAGUGGGACUAGCUAGUCCGCUCAGCACCACAUCAGGCGCCACAUCGGUUGCCGCUGGUGAGCAGGAAUCACCGAUGGACACAAGCGCUGGUGAUACUUCGGCCACAAUGCCGACUGAUGAAUGCCCAGCAGCAGGCGAUGCUGCAAAAAGAGUCGCAGAUGUCCCAACCGCCUCCACUUCCAUUGCGCAGCUUACAAAAAUGCCGCAUUUCCGCGCCGAUGGCGUUAAGUAUCAGUAUGGCAACUACGACCGCUACGUAGGCUUGCGACAUCUCAAUGAGCUGGUGGAUGUGCGUCUGCAAGUAUUCCAGCGCCACUUGGAGCUCUUCAAGAAUAAAGACAUACUCGAUAUUGGUUGCAAUGUGGGCCAUAUGACCAUCACAGUGGCGCGUAAUUUUGCGCCCAAGUCUAUAUUAGGCAUUGAUAUCGAUAGGAAGUUGGUAGCGCGCGCACGACACAAUCUCGCCUUGUAUGUGCGCAUACCAACGGAGCCAGCGGUCAAGGCGCUAGAUGCGUCUGCAGGCAUUAAGAAGGAAGAAGAAAAGGGCGAAAUCAAAAACGAGAAAGUGGCAGCGAGCAGCGCAGCCGGUGAAAUAAAGACAGAAACUGUAUGCACAAAAGAUACUGCCAAUUCCGCUGGAGACAAAAUGGGCCCAGCAGCCGAUGCCAGCGUAAAUAAACCAAAAAAGACGCGGCGUCGCAAGAAGUCGAAACACCCAACACAGCAGUUUGGGCAGCAGCAACAGCAGCAGCAUGCACAACACCAACUACAGCAGCAACAACAACAACAUCAUCAUCAUCACCACCAUCACCACAUGCAUCACCACCACCACAACCAUUACCAUUACCAACAACAGCAGCAAGCAUUGCAUGUUCCUGCUACUGAUUUAUUCCCCGUGUCAUUUCCACUCACCUACGGCGUCAUACCAACGGGAAAAGCUACCGCCUCCCAUGCGACAGCGGAUGCUCAUUCGCCCAGUGCGUCUAUAAACACACCUGGCCAUGCGAGCAAUGCUACACCAGCCAGCGGGAGCGGUGGGGCAGCGAAUCGCAAGCGUAAAAACGAAUUUCCACGGAAUGUAUUCUUUCGCCAUCAGAAUUAUGUGUUGGAAGAUGAGGCACAGCUGGCAAACGACACGCAGCAAUAUGAUCUCAUACUUUGCUUGUCGGUAACAAAGUGGAUACACUUGAAUUUCGGUGAUGCUGGACUGAAGAUGACCUUCAAGCGCAUGUUUAAUCAACUGCGACCCGGUGGGAAGUUGAUAUUGGAAGCGCAAAAUUGGGCGAGCUACAAGAAGAAGAAAAAUCUAACGCCUCGAAUCUAUCACAACUACCGCAACAUUGAAUUCUUUCCCAACAAAUUCCACGAGUAUUUGCUUAGCUCUGAGGUCGGUUUCAGUCACAGCUAUACGCUGGGUGUGCCACGCCACUUAAGCAAAGGCUUUUGUCGUCCCAUACAGUUGUACGCCAAAGGCGAUUAUACACCAAAUCAUAUACGCUGGAGUGACGCAUACUACCCACAGACACCGUUCGAAGCUUAUCGUGGCAUUUACGCCACAAUGCCACCGCGUCCUGCGGGUCUAGCAUCGUAUGCCAUGUCAUCGACACGCAGCCAGGCAUAUGACACACCACACUACACGGGCGGCACCUCCGGCCCGUACAGCUGCCAUCAAACGCCCCAGCCCAUUUACAAUCCGUUGGAGACCGACUCGUAUUUACCCUCCUACGACAUAGGAUACCUAAACCACAUGUACGUGUUUGCCUCGCCCCUCUACCAAACCAUUUGGUCACCACCCGCUAGCUUGCGUAACAGCUCCUCGCACACACCCGUCUUUGGGAGUGUGCGAGAGGCCGAAUUGGAUGGCGAUGGUGGUGGUAGUGGCGGUGGUGGCAGUUACCAUCGACACGUGUACCCACCCAACGAGGACACAUCAUCGCCUAAUGCAAAUGCAGGCGGUGCGUUCAGUUCAAUACGCGAUGCAGAUACCGAUGAUUCGAAUCAGUUGCCUGCUGGUGGUAUGCAACAUGUGUAUGCGACCAACUGUGGUGAGAGCUCAUCGUCGCCGCAGGUGCAACAUAACAAUGACUCCGAUGCAUUGGUUGAGGAUGCACUAUUGUUGGACGAUGAGCAGCACGUGGGACAGGGACAAGGUCAGGCGGUGGUAGCGGGAGGCGGUACUGUUGCGAAUGUCACUGGCACUGGCAAUGGCGAGCUGCAUGUGGCGAGUGGUGCUGUGGGCCAAGAAGGCGGUCAGCAUUACUGUGAUUUAAAUGAUGCUUAAGUAGUUUUGAGUUUUCUUUCUUUGUUUUCGGAGCGACGAAUUUCUAGAAAUGUGUGUAGAGUUUUUGAAUGCGGGUGUUUUGUGUGGAGCGAACAAACACGCUAAAGACGCUUAUGAAAACCAUUAAAAUAUAAGAAGAUACAUAAUAUUGGAAGACUAAAUCGAUAGAAGCCGAAGCUAAAAAUUUUGAAAGUUGUAGAGGUUUAAACUUUUUUUUAUUGUGCUGUAGCGCUUUAGCUUUUUGAGUAUAGUUAAAAUAAUAUACAAAGAUUUUUUUAUUUAAUUUACAAAAAAGAAAAAACGCACACCACAGCUGGCGCUAAAUAUUGUUUUUGGCAAAUUGUGUACAGGCUUUAAAUGUGGCAAAAAAUGCUGGUAAAUUAAGCGCGCACGUUUUUAUUUCACGGUGUGAAGGAGGCAAAGCGCCUAGCUAUUGUGGAAGAAAAUGUCUAUUCUUUCGUUUCUAUUAUUGGAAAAUAUUUUUUUUUGUUUUGUAUGGAACGAAAAAGACGUGCAAGUGCUUAUCUUGAGCGUUCUAAUCUAAAAUUGUUAACUGUUUGAUAGAGUUGAUUUUUAAAUUUUUUAAAUAAGCCAUUUUUCAAAAUUUAAAGCUUUGAUUUGUUACAUUGAACAUUUUUUCCUAUACAUUUUUAAUGGGGUUUUCAGUAAGAGCGCUUCAACUUUUGAACUUUUUUGAAUAAAACACAAACGGUUUGACUUUUUUAACUAAUUUCUUUUUUAUUAUCGAGUUUGAACAUAUACAUUUAAGUAUGAAAUUCGAUUUCUUUUGCAUGACCACCGCGUGCACGUUUUACGAAGUCCAAUCGUUGAACCCAAUUUUCGACCACUCUUUUGCAUAAAUCGGCUGAAAUUCCAGCAAUUUCGCGUUCAAUAUUGGCUCUGAGCUCACAAAUCGUCGCCGGCUUGUUACUGUAGACCAAUGACUUCACAUAACCCCAAAACGGGACGGCUUGUUAAAUGGACCGUAAAAUGGCCGUAAUGCUCUUAAAGUAGCAGCAACAGAACGAUUUUUUUCAUAAAAAAUUUGCACGAUUUGCAAUCGUUGCUCAAGUGUGUAGCGUUCCAUGAUGAAAUGUAUACUAAUGAAGUUUACAAAUGACAAGCGAAAAAUAAAAAAUAUUGCGCCGUUCGCCCUCCCUAUCGGAAAAAAGUUGAAGCGCACCAAUUGAAUAAAACUAUAUUAUUUUGUUUUAAAUUUUAUGAGCUAAUUAAUAAUUCAAGCAAAUAUUUAAAAAUAUAGUAAUUUUUAUGGCGGUCGUCAUAAUAGAAUGUGCUUGCGCGUGAUUCCCACUCAGUGAGGUCAGUUCGAAACCCACUGCCAGAUUAAAAAGUCAAAUAUUAAAAACAUUUUUUGUUCUAAUAGCGGUCGCUCCUCCGCUUUAAAAAGCCAGUUGACGGGCGCGCACAUCCUUUCUGAGGGUCGAUCGCUAUUAGAAAAAUCUUUUUCUUCAUUUUGGUGUUUCACCGAGAUUCGAACCUACGUUUUAUCUGAAUUCCGAAUGGUAGUCACGCACCAACCCAUCCGGCUAUGGUGGCCGUCAGUUGCCGUUUGUAGUCGGCUUAAAACUGUAGGUGCCGUCAUUUGCGCAACAACUGCAAGGCGCGCGGCACAAAUUGGAGCAGAAGCUUGGUCAAUCACUCACUAAAGGGUGUAGGCGCUAAUUAGAUAUGUAUACAAGGGUCGUUUAAAAAGUUCGAGCAAAAAUAAAAUUCUCUUAAUUGCUUGGGGUGAACCGAUACGCGACAGUAGUGCCAUCUCUCUGACUGUGCAUCCUCGUACAAAAUACCCUCGAGUAAAAAUAAUUUCUACUGCAAUUUCAUAUAUUCGCUGGGGGAAAAAAUAAUUUUUACUUCAUCGUCUUCAUGCCUCAAGACCGCUGGUAAUAUUUACGAUUUUUUGUACCAAAUAUUUUUUUCCAGUACACGCCCACUACACUAAGCUCUACAUAUUAGAUAUAUUUUACCAUUUGUGAGCCAAAUACAAAAGGAAUAAAAAAGAAGAAAAAAACGGAAAUUUAAUAAAAAAGCAAAAAUUAUUCAAAAUUAGUAUUAGUUAGUUUUGGUAAAAAACAAAAAAAUGUUUACUAGUGUUGAUUUAAAUUAGUUGAUAUUUUAUAAUCUACUUGCAUAUGCAUAUAUAUGUACAUAUGAAUCCUUUACAGUAGGUGUAGGCAUACGAUUUUUCAACUUAUUGGCAGUGUGUCUGGAGCUGCAUAGAAAGUUAAGAGAAGAUAAGGAAGAAUUUAUUAAGGAUGCGCGUACCCCUUAAAAUAAACAAAAAUUAAAGCGUUUAAUAUUUUGUGAAAAUGUUUAAAAUUUGUUGUAAUGGUUAUACUUUUUUUUAAAUUAUUACUCUAUAUUAACGGCCCCACUACUUCCCUGCCACAGCGCCACACACAAAAACUUCACCCGCCAGUUGUGCUUGUCUGCAUUCGAAAAACAUUAGAAUAUUCACUAUUUUUAGCAUAAAUAUAUAAACUUAGCAUUAAACUCACCAUAUAUGUUAUCAAUUAUAGUCUUAAUUAUUUAUAAAAAAAUGUUUAUAUACACACACACAUAUAUAUACGAGAUAAAUAUUUGUACGUUUUAUUUUAGUGUACACUAUUCGCAUAUUUAUAUACCGCAAAAAAACCAGAAAAAAAGAAAUAAAAACUUACUUGCAUAUACGUAAACAUAUUUAACAGGUAUUUGUAGCUGUUAAAAGAAUAAGAAAAAAAAUAUAUAUAUACAUACAAACUUGAAAAAUAUAUUUGCCAAUCACCCGUAAGCGGCCCAGGCGCAUAAAAAUUGAAGGCGCGCCUUAAUUGUAACAUUUUGUAAAAGUCAACGCUUUGUAGUUAAAUUUUUUCUCCCUAAACACUGAGCAGCACAAGCGAAACUUGCAGCCGAAACGUUUAACUGCCUUGACGCACUUUCAAUGUGGCACAAUUAAAGCGUUACUUCUGUGCGCGCGGGCACGUAACAAACUUAUGCGAAAAGUAACAAAAACAAGGAAAUAUUAAGCUUAAACAUACAUACACACACACACACAUACAUGUCUAAUUAAGCUUUUAGAAGAAAAAAAAAAACAACAAAGAAAA
This is a messenger RNA of Anastrepha obliqua, 10076 nucleotides long. It is a transcript of the gene bin3, whose product is annotated as 7SK snRNA methylphosphate capping enzyme bin3. The transcript is spliced from 11 exons. Gene Ontology annotation, molecular function: snRNA binding; O-methyltransferase activity; RNA methyltransferase activity. NCBI's taxonomy places the organism in Eukaryota, Metazoa, Arthropoda, Insecta, Diptera, Tephritidae. The record is from RefSeq and is a predicted model, not a curated record. The coding region runs from base 2317 to 6975 and encodes 1552 amino acids. Gene Ontology annotation, biological process: snRNA modification.